GUCAAUGUCAAAACUUGAAUCAUCAGUUUCAAUAUUUAGGCAAACUUGAAUUUCUUUGUAUAAAGGACUCGAUUAAAAUAUUUCGUUAUGGAUGAUCCUGAACUUGAAAGAAUUCGUCAGCAACGGCUAGCCCAAUUGCAAGCGCAACAUGGGGGCACAGGAGAUCCUAAUCAUGGUAAAGCCCAAGAAGAAAAGAUGAGAGCUAUGGAAGAUGCAAAACAUUCGAUUUUGGCCCAAGUGCUCAGUCAAGACGCGAGAGCCAGAUUGAACACAAUAAAGCUCAGUAAGCCAGAAAAAGGAACUAUGGUUGAAAAUAUGAUUUGUAGAAUGGCACAGAUGGGUCAAGUAGGUGGUAAAAUAUCUGAAAAUGAACUAAUUGAGCUGCUGCAAUCUGUUAAUCAACAAAUGCCGAAGACAACAAGCACUGUCAAGUUUGAUCGCCGUAGAGCUGCUCUCGAUUCUGAUGAUGAUUUUUAGCAAAUGGAAAGAUCUUAUUUUUAUACAAAGCUUUUAGCUGCCUUUUUGUGUAACUCAGAAAUUAUCUUGUAUUUUUUAAAGCUAAUGGUGUCUGAAUAGUUUAAGAAAGCAUUUUAAUGACUGUCUUAAAUGUCUGUUUUAAUUUAACACAUUAAAGUG
This is a messenger RNA of Papilio machaon (common yellow swallowtail), 636 nucleotides long. RefSeq names its product programmed cell death protein 5 (gene PDCD-5). The transcript is spliced from 3 exons. The record is from RefSeq and is a predicted model, not a curated record. NCBI's taxonomy places the organism in Eukaryota, Metazoa, Arthropoda, Insecta, Lepidoptera, Papilionidae. Gene Ontology annotation, molecular function: DNA binding. Bases 88 to 477 code for a protein of 129 amino acids. Gene Ontology annotation, cellular component: nucleus; cytosol.